CAAGGAAAUAACGUAUACAAUCUAAGGAAUUUAGAGAAAUUUUGAUGACAAAAAUGAGAAAUUUUGAUUUUGAAAAUGGAAGCACUGAGCUUUGAAAACAAUUUUGGAGAAGAAGAUUCACAGAUAAUUUACAGAAGUCGAAAACUCGAAAAUUCGAAAUCAUGGUUGCAGAUAACUUGAGUGCUGUAUUGUACAAGCAAGAUGACUUGCGUUUGGUGAGUUGUGCUGGUUUUUUUUGUACAAUGCAAAUGUCGGAAACCAUUUUAAUAUUUGUGUUUUAUUUGCAUUUAUAGGAGCAACGUGAAAUUUCAAAACCUGGGAAAGGAGGUAUAAAAAUAUUUUGCGCAAUAUAAUAUAUCUUAUUAGCAAAGUUCUCAGGAGAAUGAAAGAUUUCUUAGUGUGUUGAUAGCAAGUAUAAUCUAGCUAAUAUUAUGCGCAAUACUGCAAUUUGUAAUCAGCAAUUCAUUUGCAAAAGUACAAUAAAUAUAAACAGUACAAUAAAAUACAGAUACAAUAAAUUUCCUUCUUGGUCCUAAAUUGCAAAACACUGAGAAAUGUAACAAGAUAGGAGUAUAUUUAAUUUAAAAGAAAUAAUGUAAACAAAUAUGAAAAAGAACAGACUUCUCCAUAAUUGAUAUGUAAUAUUUGGCAAAAAUUAUAUUACCCUCAGUGAUGAUAUUUUUUCUUGGAACAAAUAACAUCACUUCAGGUAAUAUUUUGCCAGGUCUAUAAAUGAUAUAUUAUGCCGAAAAAUUAAAAGACUCCAAGUUGAGAAUAUAAAACUUGCCACAUACCUUCGUGAUUUUUAGAGUGAGAUUUAUGGAAACUUAUUUGGAUGGGACGGGGUAGAAUACUUAUGAUACCCGGUAUCCAGAAGUGGGAUACUGGAUUCUCAGGGAUGAUACUAAGCUUGAAUCCUGGUAUACCAGUCGGAUACUGAGAAAAAAAAUUAAUUUUCAGUUCCUGGUUUAUAUAUUUUUAUUUAUCCUUGACAUACAUUGAAUACAGAGGUUCAAAUUGCUGUGCAUUCUGUUGGGAUAUGUGGUUCAGAUGUACAUUAUCUACGUCGAGGAAGAAUUGGCGACUUUAUUGUAACAGGCCCCAUGGUCCUGGGUCAUGAGACCAGUGGUACUAUAAGUGCCUUGGGUGAAGGCGUCGCACAUUUAAAAGUUGGUGAUCGUGUGGCAGUAGAACCAGGAUAUCCAUGUAGGAUGUGUGACUUUUGCAAGACUGGACGCUACAACCUCUGUGCUGAAAUGAAAUUUGCUGCAACACCUCCGUAUCAUGGCACCUUAUGUCGAUACUACUGUCAUCCUGCUGACUUCUGUUUUAAGUAAGUUCUUCAUGUUAAAAUUAUUAUUAUUAGCAUGACAAAAUUACUCGAUGCUGAUUGGGUGAGAGGAGUACAAUUCCAUCAUUAAUUGUACUGCAGUACAAUUAAUGAUUUUCCCAAAACAAACAAAACGGCGGAAAGGUAUUUUAAACACAAUUGCGAAAUGAAAUUGCUGUGGAGGAACUAGAUGAAAAUACGAACAAAAGCACCAAAUUUUGCUUGAACACAAACAAAGCACCAAAAUUUGGUUGAAAGUCUGGCAAGACUGGGCUUUGGCGAGAGAAUAUGAUGUUGACAUUGAGAAGUACGUAUCCAAUUUUGUCAUGCUAAUAAUAAACAAGUAAUCAUGUGAUGUUGAUGAUUACCUAUACUAAAUACAGUAUUCCCUAUCAGGGCUUUUUAAUACUUGUUUACAUUUAAAACAUUAGAAGUUCUGUAUAAUUUUUAAUGUUUUUAAGGGUAAUUUCUUCAAGUUGUUGUCUAUGUUAUUCUGAAUCUUUACAGCUCUAUAAGGGAAACUUUUUUGUCCUGCCGUUGUUUUGUAUGGUGGAAUAUUUAAAUCUUUCUAAUUCCUUGUGUUUAAAUUGUGAGAAGAUUGGGGAAAAUCCUACAUAGAAAAAUCCUACAUAGCUUGGGGUCCAAUGUUCAUGUUUGUUUUUCUAGGUUACCAGACUCUGUGAGUUUUGAAGAAGGAGCGUUACUUGAACCAGUGUCAGUUGGUGUCCAUGCAUGUCGUCGAGCUGGUAUAACAAUGGGCGAUACUGUUCUGGUGUGUGGAGCAGGUAAAUAGAUUGCUUAAGAUCUAGCUACAACGUCAAAUAUCUAGGAUGUAAAUUGGCAAUAUUUUUUCAAGGGUGGGUAGUAGCGAAGUAGUUGUAGUUCGCUACUGUAGCGAACUACAAUUUUCAUGUAGCCAGUAGUUUUUGACUACUUUUUUAAAACAGUAGCUGUAGUUAUAGCGAACUACAUUUUGCCUAAAAGUAGCCAAGUAGUUGACUACUUUUCAAACAGUGAAUCGCUAUUCGCUACUUUUUAAAAUUGUUAGCAACUUGAUAGGCUAAGAGUAGAAUGAUAUUGAGACACGGUUUGCUUAAAAUCAAUACUACAUAGUCAAUUUGCACUCUUGAACACUGUAGUGCUUACAAAAAUGUUACUUUGUGUUUACUGUUGCUACUCGUAAGUCGAUUUGUUAUAGGUUACAUUUCAGCCUGAGUUAGUAGAUGCUCCAAAUACAGUAAAACUAAAAUUAUAGUGUAGCGAAAUAGUGAAAUACUGCAGUCGCUACAUUUUUAAAGCAGUAGCUGUAGUCAGUAGCGAACUACCUUUGUUCAAAAGUAGCAGUAGUUGUAGCUGACUACAUAUUUUUGAAGUAGCUGUAGUUAUAGCGAACUACAAAAAUUUUGUAGUCAACCCACCCAGGUUGUAUUUUUUUUAGGCCAAUGGAACUGUAGAUUCUGUUUACCGUCCACCGCCCGCAUGUGCUUGAAACUACCGCAAGAAUUUUUCAUUAUUCUUAAUUAUUUUCAUUAUUUGUCAUUAUUUUUAAUUCUAUGCAUCGAAACUUUCAAAUAUACUUCUCAAAUUCAUUAAUAAUUCAUGAGUAAUUCAGCCAAUGAUAAUCACCUAUUUGAUCACAAGAUGCCAUUUGGAUACUUGAUGAAAGUCACUAGUCUUUUCAUCAAAUAUCUUAAUUACGCAUGCAAAAUUACUUGAAUAGAAUUCCUAAUUACGUUAUGGUUGGUUAAGAAUUCUAUUCAAAUCAGCAAACGAAAACAUUCUGUUACAUCUCGAUUCAUUUGAGAAGCCAUAUAAACAACUCGAGCUCGUGUCUCACCGGGAUAUCCAAACACUCGAAAACAAUGUAUGAAAACACUCGCGCUUUGCGCUCGUGUUCUCAUACAUUGUUUUCUCGUGUUUGGAUAUUCCGGUGAAACACUCGCUCUCGUUGUUCAUAUAUUACAUCAAAUCAUCAAAUUUUCGAUAUAAAAAGCAGUACAGUGGUGAUGUAUGACGGAUCAGUCUGUCAGCAUUUGUUCGGUACACUCGGAGAUUCGCGAGUCUGACAUGUGCAAAUUCGAAAACAAUGGCGUGACAAAGAAAUUUUCAGCAAAGUAAAGCCCAAAAGUGAUAAAAAAAUGCUGGACAAAAGUGUUGAUGGUCGAAAUCAAAAGAAAACGAUUUAAGGAUCAUUUUUGGUCGGAAAAUAGACAAUAACAAAAAUAAUGAAAAAUGAAUAAUGAAAAAAACCCGCAUCAGAUUUUUUAAAUUCUCGGACGGUAAACAGAAUCUACAGUUCCAUUGGCCUUAACCUUAAUUUCUUGUCGUCCACCAAACAUCAACAUAUUCAAUGUUGAAUUUUAGGUCCUAUUGGUCUGGUGAAUCUACUGGUUGCAAAGGCCUGUGGGGCUAGUCGUGUUGCAAUUACAGGUAAUUAAGACCUAAAAAGAUCAAGUGCGAGCUCUUAGGUUCAGUGUACUAGGUAGUAUUCCAGGGUGUGAUUAUUCACAUACUUACAUAUUACCCAGAUGUUAGGCAAGGCCGUCGGAAGUAAAUCAAUAUUAGGGGGGCUCAAGAAUAAUUCUGAAUUGCUUUCACACUUUUCUAGUUCUUUUGUGUGUUUUGCUUAUACAGUGUUCGUAGCGGUCUUUGCCUUUGGAAUCCUUGAAAGUCUUUAAAUUUGAAUGCAGGUCUUUAAGGUCUUUGGAAAGUCUUUGAAUAUUGUGAAAAAGCGAAGAAAGUCUUUAAAAGUCUUCAAUUUCCUUAGGGAGGAAUUGAUUAUACAAUUUCCUAGCUAAUAAAAUAGAUUGGUUGAAGCACGAUUUUCGCAAAUAUCGACGAAAAGGCGCAUUUUAGGAUGUGAUUUGACGGGACUAAUUAUUGGGUAAAAAUGGUGCUUACACUCGCAAUUUUUCGACAGCUGAUUGCUCUCAUUUAAAGGUCUUUGAAAAGUCUUUGAAAAUAGGCAGCAAAAAUCUUUGAAAGUCUUUGGAUUUUUUUGGUCUUGGAGACUACGAACCCUGUUAUACAAAUGGAAAUAUUAGGGGGGGCUCGAGCCAGCCACCCGCUUACGACGGGCUUGUUAGGGUCUGGUACUUGUUCGUUUACAGCCAAAUGUAAGUAUGACACACCUUUGCUAUCUGUGUACUUACAUUUUGCUGGUAAGCUUUAAUUAAGAUAUUUUUCCAACAGAAAAUUUGUGUUGGCCAAUCACAUUUUACAAAAUUUUCUUUCUGCGGAAAAUUUUCCAGAGUGGAAAUGGGCCUUAAUACCAGUGAAAUGCGGCUGAAAAUAUACAGUUAGAAGGAUGCUAUACAGUUAUAAGGAUGGUUUGUGUCUGAGAUACAUAAACUUUUGAGGCUAAUGAAUUACCAGAAAAAGUGUUUUUAAUAAUACUUUUUCCAUAAAGUCCAGUAAUGAAGGGUAGUGUGUAUAUUUAUAUAGAUUUGGACGAGAAACGCCUUGAGAUGGCCCAGAAGCUAGGUGCAGACAUCACCAUUCAAGUUCAGAGAGAACAAACAGCAAAAGAAGUUGCAUCUCGUGUGAGAGAAUUACUGAACAAAGCUCCCAACAAAGUCAUUGAAUGCACUGGAGCAGAGUCCAGUGUUAAUACUGGAAUAUAUGUGAGUACAUAG
Molecule: messenger RNA, 4965 nt
Organism: Paramuricea clavata
Lineage: Eukaryota; Metazoa; Cnidaria; Anthozoa; Malacalcyonacea; Plexauridae
Source: the annotation of a GenBank genome assembly